GUGGAGACCUUCCUGUGGGUGGGAGAGGCGACGUCCCCUCGGGCACGCAAGAUCGCCCAGGCCAAGCACCAGUUCCUCUUCGGCACCUCCGAGCAGGAGGCCUCAGCGCACGAAGGUGCCGCAGGCCAGCGGGAGUCAAACCUCAAUGCGGAGCCUCAGGAUACGCACGUGAGCCAAAGGGACGGCGGCAGCGAGGACGCGAACACGGACGGCGGGACCGAAGCGGCAGCGGAGGGCAUGGACACGGCCGGCGCCGUUCAGCCCAAUAACAAAUCCCUGAUCACGGCCCAGGCCGACGGUGACCCCACUCACUUGGCACCAAGCAUCCGCAGCCAUGAAGACGGCGACUUGGAGCAAUUGCAGGCGACCGACGGUGACCGUGUAAGGGCAACCGGAAGCGCUCCUUCGAAGGACAGGAAAGUAUCGCACUCGGACGACUUCAACGGCUGCCUCGAACUAGACUCCCUCGUCAUUUCAGAAGAAGACGAUCCCCCGUGCGAGGGCAGCUCCGAGCAGCCGAGGGGGGACAUCGAUGGAGGACACGCUGAGGUCAGACGUGUUUCGGACACCCAGGCAGUUGGCGUGCAGUCUGACUUUGGUGCGACGGGACCCCGGCCGGCGGAGCUGACUGGACUGAGCAUAGUGAUGCCGCUCGCCGCAAGAGAGGAGGCCGCAGGGGAAGAAGCGAGCGGACAGAGGAGGCUUGAGGACGAGUGCAGCGCUGCGGCAGAGGAGGAUGGAGAGGUGCCCCUGGAGGACGAGGUGUUUGUGGAGCCUGGGCGCGUCUGCCCGGAGAGCCCCAACAAGGGUCCCACGGCAGAGGGGGGAUUGGCCAGCCUCAUGAUGCGUGAGAUCCGGCGCAGCGUGGAGCUGGUGCCAGGAGAGGGUGGCGGCAACGCCGGCAUUGCCGGUGGCGGCAGCGGUGUCAUUUGUGCCGAAGAUCCCAGCACCGACGCCUUCAGCCGCGAUGCUGAGAGCAUCCUAGAGGCUCACCACGAGCGCGGAAUGUCCUACUCGAGCAUGGACUCGCUCGACGUUCUCAGCUCGGCCGCCCCUCCAUCUGGUGAGCCGGAAAACGCCGCCGCCGACGACGACGACGACGAGCCCUGCUUCGAUUUCUCCGAGGCGACGCUCACGCCGGGGGUUCGCGAGUGGAUGAUGGACGCUUCGGACACUUCGCCAGUUCCUGCUCUGAACUUCGCCGGCAGCCCGAGCACCUGUGCUCCGUUGCGGGCGUUGUCCCCCCCGUCGGCGCCGCACGACGCGGGCCGCUCGCCUCAGCCGCGGGGUCGGAGCGACGAGCGGACGUCGCCGCUGCGUCUGCCUCGCGACGCCCGGCGAAGGACGGAGGGCGAUAGCUCUGCGGACUCGGCGGUCUGUGAGCAGAAGGCCGCAGAGGGCUCGUCCGACACGAGGAGCGGCGACUCCGAUGUGACGCAGGCCGAAGAGGUUCUGACGGUCCCAGCAGUUCAUGACGCAGAUGGUGACGCGGGCCAAAGAGACGGGGAAAGACAACGCUCAUUGACCGCCGCCGACGUGAAUUCCUCUUGCGAGCAGAGACGAUCAAAAUCUUCGUCGCCGGCUUGCGUGAGCCUUACGAGCGUUCCCGACCGUGCCUUUGCCAGGCAGAAAGGGGCCUUAGAGGGAGGCCUGACCAGUGUUUUCAGCGCCGAGGUUAUCUCCCAGCAUCAAUCGGCGGUUUCAAACAGCCGCUCGGAAAACGUGCUGAGCAGUCGCGUGACAGCGGACUUGGAGCAGGGAGAGAUUUCGCCAGGAUUAUCGCUAUCCGUGAGUGAUGCCAGGCUUCCCGAGGCAUCGCGGGAAAACGCGUGGCAGGCGGACGGACGCGUCCCCGGCCAGGGCAGCAUGGAAAUGCGGCAACCGCGGGGCGUCUUCUCCGAGCCGCCGCCGUUCAUAACCAACGGAAGCCGAGCGGACGUGGACGCCGCGCACCGCCUGGCGCGACGCCUCUUCUACCUCGACGGCUUCCGACGCUCCGACGUGGCACGCCACCUCGGCAAGAACAAUGAGUUCAGUCGGAUGGUGGCCGAGGAAUACCUACGCUUCUUCGACUUCUCCGGGAAGACGCUGGACCACGCACUCAGGAUGUUUCUGAAGGCGUUCGCCCUCAUGGGGGAGACACAGGAGCGCGAGCGGGUGCUCGUGCACUUCUCCCGACGCUACCACACGUGCAACCCCGACGGUGUCCCCUCAGAGGACGGAGUUCACACGCUCACUUGUGCCCUGAUGUUGCUGAAUACGGAUUUGCAUGGACCCAACAUUGGCAAGAAGAUGAACUGCCAGGAGUUUAUCGACAACCUCGUUGGACUCAAUGACGGCCGCGACUUCCCCCGCGAUCUUCUCAAGGCUCUUUACAAUUCCAUCAAGAAUGAAAAACUGGAAUGGGCGAUAGACCAAGAUGAGCUGCGGAAGUCUGUCCCGGAGCUUCCGGACAGCAAGAACCUUCCGAGCAAGGCGAUCACGGGCAGCAACCCCUUCCUGCCGAUCAUCCACGACCCCAACGCGGCGACGUACAAGCAGGGCGUCCUCGUGCGCAAGAUCCACGCUGACGCGGACGGCCGCAGGACGCCGCUUGGCAAGCGAGGGUGGAAAUCUUUCCACGCGGUGCUCAAGGGGAUGAUCCUCUAUUUGCAGAAGGACGAGCACAAGGCGGACACGCCGGUGUCGGACGACGACGCGAAGCAGGCGGUGAGCGUGCACCACGCCCUGGCCACGCGCGCCACCGACUACACCAAGCGGCCGCACGUGCUCAAGCUGAAGACGGCCGACUGGCGCGUCUUCCUCCUGCAGGCCCCGAACACCCAAGAGAUGGAGUCGUGGAUCACGCGCAUAAAUCUGGUGGCCACCCUCUUCUCGGCUCCGCCAUUCCCUGCCGCCAUCGGGUCCCAGAAGCGCUUCAGCCGACCGCUGCUGCCGGCCUCUGCCACCAAGCUGCCGCAGGAGGAGCAGCUUCGCUCGCAUGAGGACAAGCUUAAGGGCGUGACCUCUGACCUGGACCAGCAUCGCUCCUACCCACCUGACCCGCGUCGCGUGCGUGCCAAGGAAGCCGAUGACUACCGUCUCAAGCAGCACUACCUCGAGUUCGAGAAAACGCGCUACGGCACCUACGUGACUCUGCUGCGCGCGAAGAUGAAGCUGGGCACGGACGACCUCGACUCGCUGGAGGCGGCCGUGGGGUCUCCCUCGUGCCCCGCCGGCGCCCCGGACGGCGAGGGCACCGCCAUGCGGAAGGCGCGAUCCAGCCCGACGCUGGCGCACGCCGCCGCGGGCGCCAACUCCGAGCCGGAGCUGACGGGGGCUCGCGUCCGUCGCAAUGUGUCCGAUUUGCAGGAGCAGAAUCGGCCGUAGGGCCCCCCAAUCCCCCGCACCACCCCCCCCCUCCACCGGGGCUGCAUCUGCAUCCCCUGCUGCAGGUGCAGGCGACGUGGCGGUGUGUUUUUGCGUCAAGUAGGGUGCUCAUCUUGCUGACGGGGCGCGAGUAUCGCGGUGGUAGCCUUGCAGGCGUGAAGGUAGAAUCGCGGUUCCGCGUCUGGUUGGGCUCGCCGCGGAUCGCUUAACGCAACGCUUAAGCCUCGCUUACGUCACGUGGCGGGGGCGCGUUAAGUUAAUCCCGCUGCCGCGUAUCUCCGAGGUUUAACUUCGGGACGUUAAGUGAACGUUACGCGAGCCGGCGGACAGUCGGUGGGGCAGAGGGGGGCGGAGCCCCGAGUUGCUGCGACACUUUUUAUUGACCUAGUCGCCAACGCGCGACGUGCCACACCGCACCGCGUCGUCCCAAUGUUGGCGCGUGCCGGCACGUUGGGACCACGCGGCCCCGGCGUGAACCCCGCCGUUCAUGGUGUAUUAUCUUAGUCAGGGUUGCCCUGCACAAAAACCGGGGGCAGUGUGUCUCGCCGUGCCCUGACCAGGUUAAUAUAGGUGAUCCAAUCGAUUGACGGCGUUGUUAGUGCCUGCAGUGUUUUAAAGGACCUCCAAUCAGCAAGAUGGCAUCUAAAUUCGCAAGCCGCGCGUUGUCCCGUCUACUCCUGCAAUGAUGGCUCCUAUGUUUCUCCUUCCUCACGUCCACAGCAUCCGGCCCAGUCCAUCCUUCCCCUUUCGCCCUGCCCCAGCCCAUCCACUCAAAAGCAUCUGUGGCUGCCGUCACCGCGUCGUUUGAGGUCUAGUCCGUAGCGCUCUAUUACACGCGUAUUAAGCCCCCGAGUAAAACGUCGCGUGGGGCUCGUGUGCGCCGUGCUGUGCCGUAAACUGUGCCGUACGUUGGGUGACAGUGCCAAUAACAUCCUUAACAUUGCAGCCUAUAGGGUGCAUCGUGUAAUGUGUUUUGCCGUAGGCUCGCACGAGUGUGCAGGUAAAACCCGCUGUGUUGGCUUCGCGUGCGUGUGUACGUGCGUACGCGUGUGUGCGAUUCGCAUUUCUAAUCGUGAAAGCGAUGGGUCGUAGGAGAUGCCAUCGCUCCCAAUUGCUCACCCCGUGUUGGCUUUUCUGUUUAGAAUACAAAUAGGUUGUGGGAUUCUGGUGAGUAUCGUACACAGCCGUUACCACCAUCCUCGCGCACGCGUGCACACACACGUGUGUGUGUUCACGUGUGUGUUCACGUGGGUGUUCACGUGGGUGUACGCCGUGAGGGUGCGUGCGUAGGUUAGCGAGUGGGAUGAAGGACGGCGUAGUUUGUGCGGCGCCGUUGGGCGCGGUUGUGAAACGGGUACACUUUGUGUAUCUUUUCUCCACUGAAAACCAUGUUUACUCAAAGUACACUUAGUGAAUGCGCGUCAUUUAAAGAACAAAACUUUUAAGUUGCUAUGAAUCUGCAGAAAUGUCGCCAGUCUGAGCGGUGACCAAUCGUAAGACGUUCCAAAGCUCUCCCGACAAAUACGUCGUAACGUUGUGUCCCUGCGGAUGUAGGCUACCCUCGAUAGAUAUAAUGACAUACGAAUACGGGUUCGUGCUGUGCGUUUGCUUGCGUUGUGUUUACGCGUGGGUUGCAACUAAACACUUGCUCCAUCUGUCAGUUGGGGAAAUCUCAAACACCGACCUUUGCUUUCCGCACUCUUCCAGGCCCCUCACCAAAUCCACUGCACUUGCACAGUUCGCGUACAAAGUGCGCGUAGCACAGAUCGAACAACGGGGAAAACAAGCGACGCUACUGCGGUGUUCAAACAUUCUGCGCUGAGAAAUGCGCGGGUCGCGCGGGAUUUUUCAACUCGAUUCCUCCGACGCCGGUGGAAUCCGAUCCUCAUGAAACACGCUCAUUGCACACAACACCACGCAAGGGCGCACGGCAUGCCCGUGUGCGAUUUUGCACGCGAAUAGAUGUGAAUUGGAUUCACGCGGGCACAUCACGCGAGUUCAGCAAACCGCCCUGCGUUGUUCUGUGGACCGAAGGCGCGGCAGCGGCAGCAGCAGAGGCAGCGGCAGCGGCAACUACGCGGCGCGAAUGAACGCGGAGCAUUCCAGCAUUGCCGGAUGGUAGAAAGCGUCUGCGGGCAAUUUCGCGUGCGCAUGCCGCGUGCUCCGUCACAGGCCGAUACCUAUUGACUCAGACGCUACCUCUCUGCUUCCUCUACCCUGCCGCUAGCCCCCCCCCCAACCCCACAGAUACCUACAAUUUACAGGUCAUCUUCCCCCGGCAUGAUACGGUUCCAUACGAUGAAACAAGGAUGUGUUGGUGAACAGAAAGGAAAAUAUAUUCUUGGUUCUUUCUUACCGAUUCCUAUAUUCUUGGUUCUUUCUUAUUUCCCUUCUACGUGACUUUACCGAAAGAUCCAAGAAUAUGAAUCCCUGCAGUCACGAAAGCUUUACAUAGAAAAGAAGAUGUCUUUGGGGACCCUUUUUGGCAGUAUCUGCAGAAUAGGCUUUCCCUUUCUGGCAAUAAUAACAGGAGGUGUUAAGAUGUCCAGACACCAAAAAGGCACACCUAUUGCAAGGCAUCGUGUCUGCAUUAACCACACGUACUUGUGGCAAAGCAUGCAAACAAAACAUCCUCGGAUUGCCUUUGAAACUGAUUGGCCUACACCAGAGGCAACAGAGAGCUCUUGGGAUGGGACUGCAGUCGUAAACCACAGAGCUGCAACAUCGAUCACUUGACUCAGACCACCACACAUACACAGUGUACAUUACCUUUUUUUCUACACUUAACAAUUUUUCCCAUCACACACUGCCGCGUUGCUUUCACCCCUUGCCCUUUCAUCUGCGUUCAUUGUUCCGCAUACCAUUUUUUUUCCGUUUCUUUAUUAAAUGCUCAAAUUGUACAUGUGUUAUGGGUACCUCAGCCUUCGCUUAUCUGAGCCAAAGCUACUGCCAUGCCUGACGUUUUUUUUUUCUCACCAUACUUUACCCAGCUGGUCAGUAAGGUUUAGCGAAGGUAGGAUGAAGAGAGAGGGUCGCAGCGUCCACGUUGGAGCAUUGCCGCAGCGUUGAUGGUGCCGCUCUGCUCCCCUCUGAAACCGUAGCCUCGCCUCUUGUCACCCAUGCUGUCAGCACUCGCCAGGCCGAACUCCCUGCUCUCAGAUUCAGAGAUCUGACAUCGGGCGCGUUCCGCGUGAUUUCGCGUACGCAAUCGAAACGCACACACGAGCCUAAGUCGCUGAGCAUUUCCGAUUAGCACGGUUGGCUACGUACGGUGCGAAAGAAGUUCAACAUACAUCGGUUUAAGGCGCUGCUUAAAAUCUCAAGGUCCGACAUUCGUUUAAGGAAGCCUCCGGUAUAAUUGAAAGGCGGUGGUUUCCACGUUGAAUGCUUCAGCUGUGGCCACGUUAGAACCGAAUGUCUUGUACCUGUUGCAUUCAAUAGGCCAACCUCGCACCCUAUUUAAGAUGACGUCGGCAAUGACAUUUCAUCACAAUCUCUGGGGUUUCCACUUGUCCGUACUGCCUGACGAGUUGGUGUUUAUUUGAGCAGCGGUAAGUUUGGAAAAUCAAUGACAUUGCCCCCUUCAAGAAUGCAUCCCACUCUCGACCAGGAUAUAUAUUAUACUGUACUUGCACUCGAUGUGAAUUGACUCGCUUGCCGCGCCAUGCAAGGAAUUUAGAGCAGGUCUAUCCGAUCAAUUAAGGAAUCGGUUAUGCUACCGAUUGUCGAGGCGAUUACUCGGCCGGUCAGAAAACACGAAACACAAUUGGCGAUGUCUUCACGUCGCAUUGUGCCGGGUAUGGUUUGUUGUACAUGACGGUUGAUGAACUUCAACAAAAAAAUUAUUUGCCCACGGCGCUUAAUAAAUGAAUCUAUUUAAUCAUCCCAGCUACGGAAGACUUGUCGCGAUUCAGUUCACGAAUCCAUUAUUUCAUGUUGUGAAUGGUAUGACGUGAACCCGUUACAUAACAGCACAGAUGAAUGGAAAACCGAUUCCUACGAUUACGCAUCUAUCUUGUGUUUAAUAAUUGUGACGAGUCGAUGAACCAAUCGUUCAACCCCGAAUUGACACAUCCUUUUUGAUACGUAUAAAUACACUUGGAACAGUCAUGACAAAUAGAUGAUUCGGUUUCUCUAUUUGAAUAGAGUGGAGUCAUUCCUCCUGCUGAACUGGAAACCCAUUGCACGAUUGCUACCAUUCCACGUCCGAGAUCAGUAAUGGGCCCGCUUGCAUGCGGGGUCAACCCUCCUAACGGGGUCGAGGGUGGUGGCACAGCGGUAUCGGUAAAGCUGCAACGCGUCACUUGAACCCGGCCACUGGGCGAUGCGAACGCGACGUGGCAGGCUCGCUGCGGGGACGUGUGACGGUUCGCAUUGAAGGCGGUCGCUGUCGCUGCUGCUGCCGCUGUGGUGCAUUACCACCCCCCCCCCCCCCCCCGAGUCUGGCGUGCAAUGUCCACUUGUUCAGCCGCAACUUCGAGCCGUGAAGCGCGCGAGCGUGCAUCUCACGAUGCGAAUGUCGAGUCUCUGCGAAAUGCUCGCAAACAAAAAAAACUGAGUGGUGUGCUCCGAUGCCUCGUGCGGGACUCGUGAAUUGUUCUUGAUUUGUUUUAUAAUCAUUGAACGUUUAUUUAUUGUUUACGUUUCCAGCCCCUUCCCCCCCCCUCUCCCUCUUCAUAUCUAUAUCCCCUAUCCUGUAAGGCAAAUAUAUUAUUCAUAGGAUUACCUGUCCACGUUGUGAGUUGUCAGUCCUGAGUGUUGACGCUGUUAAGUUAUACUUUUUUUUAUUGAGUUUCAAAUUUAAAAAAAAAUCUGCUUCGGAUUGACCCGUAUCUUUUGGCUGUGACAUUUUUAGUGGUGCGUUGAAUUAAUUCGUGAAAGCGGUAGAUUAUUUAUGUGCGGUUCGCAGUUAUAAAUGCAACACAAUCUUACAGGGGAUGGAUCUUAUAUUAUAAUUUUCUACCCCCCCCCCCCACCCCCCCCCAGUUUUCAUUGAGCACAUGUCAUGACUAACCGGUUAAACACAUUUCUUACAGCUGUGGUAUAAAUUGAAAUGUCGACACCUUUUCGGGUCCCUAUGGUGUUUUUUUUUGUUAAUUAAUCAUGCUGCGGUACCACACCAUUUGAUGUUGAUAACAAAUAUACUGGAUGUUAUUUGUAAGCCUUUGUGAACGCCCGCACUAUAUAUCGGCCGUCGCGCUCUUAUUUUAGCAAUUUUAUCCGCGGGUUCAGUUUAAUUGCAUUGGCUCAUUUAAUGCUGUGGUUCAGAAUGUGUUGGCAAGGGUGUGAAAUGCGAUACGGCGCGUGUAAGAUACAAAAACAAAGAAAACCAGAAGCUGUAGAUCCAAAAGCAAUAGUAUAUUUUAAAAUACAUACGCUAAAUUGCUCGCGGUCGAAUGAUGGGGAAGGUCGAAAAACCUCAUAGAGAGUUCCCGGUUCAGUGAAUGUCUUCACCAGAGCCGUCCCGAGGGUAAUGGCGAAUCGGGGCGACUGCCCCGGGCCCCGCUCUUUGGGGGGGGGGGGGAGGCGUGCUUCGACGUCACGGCGUCAGAUGAUGUAAUACUUCCGAUGUAGUUUGCAGGCGUCAGGGAGCCCACAGUGGGAUUUGCCCUGCCCCCCCACCCCCCUAUGGACGGCCCUGGCCUUAAUGAUUAGCACAUUUUGGAAAGCUGUAUCUGCUUUUGGUGUAUCAUUUGCGUACGUACGGUGCAUAUACAUGUGCUACUUCUAUAUGUCCGACUAUAAAAUCCCAUCGCGCACACCGUGAGAUGACUUUUACUGUG
Molecule: messenger RNA, 9152 nt
Organism: Lethenteron reissneri (Far Eastern brook lamprey)
Lineage: Eukaryota; Metazoa; Chordata; Hyperoartia; Petromyzontiformes; Petromyzontidae
Product: PH and SEC7 domain-containing protein 2-like
Biological process (GO): regulation of ARF protein signal transduction
Molecular function (GO): guanyl-nucleotide exchange factor activity; protein binding; phospholipid binding
Source: RefSeq, a predicted model, not a curated record